Molecule: messenger RNA, 2273 nt
Organism: Aspergillus sclerotioniger CBS 115572
Lineage: Eukaryota; Fungi; Ascomycota; Eurotiomycetes; Eurotiales; Aspergillaceae
Product: putative AMP-binding enzyme
Exons: 7
Coding region: 272-2128 (618 amino acids)
Biological process (GO): fatty acid metabolic process
Molecular function (GO): medium-chain fatty acid-CoA ligase activity
Source: RefSeq, a predicted model, not a curated record
CUGGCCCAACCGCUACAACUUCUACUCAUUUCUACCGAAUCUUCUUUCUUCAAUUGACCAUUGACCAUUGACCCUUGACCCUUGACCCUUGACAGACCAACCUUAAGACCUCGUGGCGCCAUCCGUUAACCAUCCGAGUGCAAUCCCUGGUUAAGCCAAUCCCGACCCAGCCUGUGGGAAGCCCGAAGCAAGGGGGGGCGAGUACUACCUCCGAUCUUAGGCUCCUUCGCACCUGCAACGUGCUAUGAAGAUACUUUUGGCAUAGGUCCAGAUGCGCGUUUCGUCUGUCAACUGUCGGGGGCUCCUUCGGGGACCGUUCCUAAGGAGCGGAUGCCUGGUGAGGAGGCCCUUGCAAUCGGUGGCAUUGUCUGGAAAACGGGACCUGCUAACAGAAAGCUAUGCUCGGGGGCCUUUGGAGCCUCCAUUGCUGGAGACUACUGUCGGGGAGCACUUUGCGAAGAUUGUCGACCAGUACGGCGAUAGACCAGCUGUCAUUUGCAAACAUCAACAUGAUCGAGUGUCUUACACUGCCCUCGAUGCCAAAAGCAAUGCUCUUGCGCGUGGUCUCGAGUCCAUCGGCGUACGGACGGGAGACCGAGUGGGUGUCAUGCUAGGAAACUCCAUGGAACACGCCAUUGCAACCUAUGCGCUGUUCAAGCUUGGCGCUAUCCUGGUCCCUAUCAACCCAUCGUUCAACGCAACCCAGGUGGUCUCUGCGCUGGCGCAUCUGGAAGCCAGCCAUCUCAUCCUCAGCUCCGAAUCCAAUCUGCCGCGGAAAGAUCCAAGGAGCAACAUCCCACUCCUGAAGUACCUUGUUAAAGACCUCUCCAAGCCGAGCAUCGAGUCAGAAGUGGUUCCCACACUAAAGGGCAUCGUUCUCGUCGAUAACUCAUCUGGCCGCGUCAAUACCUCCGACUUCAGAGGCCUUGCAGCCUACACAUCGCUCGUUUCCGACGCCCCGUCUGACCGAAUCUCCCUGCCACCUCGCAACUUCUCUCCCACCGACAUUGUCAACAUCCAAUUCACCUCCGGAACGACAGCAAUGCCAAAAGCAGCAUGCUUAAGCCAUCGUUCUAUUCUAAACAACGGGUCCCAAAUCGGUGACAGGAUGCGUCUCACCCCAGAGGACAUUGUGUGCUGUCCUCCCCCACUCUUCCACUGUUUCGGAUCUGUCCUGGGAUACAUGGCUACCGCCACCCACGGCGCAGCCAUCGUAUUCCCAGAAGAAUCUUUCAAUGCCCGAGCAUCUCUGCAAGCCGUUCAAGAGGAAAAGUGCACUGCACUAUACGGCGUUCCGACCAUGUUCCUCGAAGAGCUUAGCCUUCUCGAUGAAGGCGAGAUCCCGAACGAGGGGUUCCAGUACCUCAGAACCGGCAUUGCAGCCGGAAGUAGCAUACCGGCGGAGAUGAUGAAACGACUGCACAAGGUACUGAAUCUCACGGAGCUCACAAUCUGUUACGGAAUGACCGAGACCAGCCCCGUUUCUGCAAUGACCACCACGGACGACCCCGUCGACAAAAGAAUCAGUUCCGUCGGCAGACUACUCCCGCACGUCGAGGCAAAGGUCGUGAACCUGGAAGAUCGCAGCCAAAUCGUGCCCAUCAAUGUUCGCGGAGAGCUAGCAGUGAGCGGGUAUCUUCUGAUGAAAGAGUAUUGGAAAGACCCCGUCAAAACCGCCGAGGUCAUGAUUCCCGACGAGAAUGGGAAAGUAUGGAUGCACACAGGCGACGAAGCCUCCAUGUCCCCAGACGGCUACGUCAGCAUCACCGGCCGCGUUAAGGACCUCAUCAUCCGCGGCGGCGAGAACAUUCACCCCCUGGAGAUCGAAAACUGUCUCUUAUCAUAUCCCGGCGUAAUCAACGUCUCUGUUGUGGGCGUUCCAGAUGAACGAUACGGAGAGGUUGUAGCCGCGUUCAUUGUCCACCGUGAGCCCGAAGGAGAGCUAGCAACGGAGGAGAAGAUCCGGCAAUGGGUUGGUCAGAAAUUGAGUAACCAUCUAGUUCCAAAAUACGUAUUCUUCCUCCAAUCAACGGACGCAUUCCCCAAGACUGCAAGCGGCAAAGUCCAAAAGUUCAAGCUUCGAGACAUUGCCCUUGAUAUUCUGAAAAGGAGGGGUGACUCAGUAUGAUAUCUUGACUGCUCACGGAAUGGCAAGCUAUAUAGACAUAUGCAGGCUAGGGGGAGUGUAGGAUAUGACUACUCAGGCCAUAGGAACAUUCUGGACAGGGGAAAUGUGACUAGUAAUUCAAUGGAUACAAAGUACUGAAUAUGGA